Schizosaccharomyces japonicus yFS275 is the source of this 1369-nucleotide messenger RNA. RefSeq names its product cyclophilin family peptidyl-prolyl cis-trans isomerase Cyp4. Gene Ontology annotation, biological process: protein folding. Gene Ontology annotation, molecular function: isomerase activity; peptidyl-prolyl cis-trans isomerase activity. NCBI's taxonomy places the organism in Eukaryota, Fungi, Ascomycota, Schizosaccharomycetes, Schizosaccharomycetales, Schizosaccharomycetaceae. The record is from RefSeq and is a predicted model, not a curated record. The coding region runs from base 672 to 1292 and encodes 206 amino acids. The transcript is spliced from 3 exons.
GACUUGUCUACCUUCUCGCAGAUGACCUUUUCGCAGAUGGUUAGUUGGAAACGAUCUAACGGAACACAUGUUCCAGACAACGCCAUGACUAGCGUCGGAGGAACUAAAUAUCGGAAACAACAUACGGGAAUUCUAUCAGGAUACUUUUCGCGAAUUCUUUGAGCUUCAGUCUUUCUCUUCUCUACAUCAAACAAUGUUAGAAGCCGUCUUUUAGUAGAGGGCAAAGAAGCUUAAACAACUUACCAAACGAAUAAUCGUCCUUGAAUUGCGAACGCAUAAUGCUCGGAGAGGUUACUGUUCGGGAAAAAGAAAACGAAAAAUGCGUUCUAAAACCCUGAAUUGACCUCGAAUGGCAAAUUAGGGACCAACUGGUUUGUGUACAAAAUGUGUCGCGUAGGUAAUGGCUAAGGGUAAAUGCACCACCGGGGUGCCCGACGUGUCAUGCUCCAGAUCAAAGAAAGCAUAUAUGUCAUAAAAGUAGGAAAAGAAUGUGCUAACUGGAUUAUUCAAUCUAUUACGGUACGAACGAACCCAAUUUCUAUGCAGAUUUCAGCGUAUUCGCGUUUUGUUUUGUUUUUUUCACUGUAUCGAAAAAUAAAUACAGUUGCCAUGCCAACCGGCUUUAGGUAAAGCGUACACUGCUGGGGAAUGACGCUUCUUCCUUAACCAACAUGAAGUGGUUUCGUUUGACUUUCCUUUUAACGCUUCUGGUUGCGUUUGCAUCCGCUUACAAGGGACCUAAGAUCACCGACAAGGUGUACUUUGACGUUGAACAAGAUGGUAACUCCCUUGGUCGUAUUGUCUUAGGUCUUUAUGGAAAGACUGUCCCCAAGACCGCUGAAAACUUCCGUGCUCUUUCUACUGGUGAACAAGGCUUUGGCUAUGAGAACACUAUUUUCCAUCGCGUUAUCCCCAAGUUUAUGAUCCAAGGUGGAGACUUCACUAACUUUGACGGCACUGGUGGCAAGUCUAUCUACGGUACUCGCUUCCCCGAUGAGAACUUCAAGAUCAAGCACAGUCGUAAGGGUCUUCUCAGCAUGGCCAACGCCGGUCCCGACUCUAAUGGUUCCCAAUUUUUCAUUACGACCACCCCCACUCCUUGGUUGGAUGGUCGUCAUGUUGUGUUCGGCGAGGUUCUCGAGGGUUACGAUAUUGUCGAGGCCAUCUCCCGUGUUCAGCGUGAUGCUCGUGACAAGCCUAUCAAGGACGUCAAGAUUGUCAAGUCUGGUGUUCUCGCUGAGGAGGAAGAAAAGAGUGACAAGGAGGCUCAAGAAGAGGGUUCCGAGUUGUAAAAAAGACCACUCAAGGCUUAGCUAUAUGACGUUGUAAUAAUGAACAAGUCAAAUGACUGUUGUUUUACGAAUAAAAA